CUCAAUCGUUUUUAACCGCUUUUCUCUCCAUAGAAACGCGAAAUCUAAAUUCGAUUAAUUCACAGUAACCAAUAACCAUGGUGUUCAUCGUUCCAACCACCGGAACUCAAUCGCUCGCAGUUUCCAAAUCACAUCGAUUCAAUUUUCUCAAUUCAAAACCACCUUCUAAUUACGUCGCCGGACUUGGCCGUGGUGCCACCGGAUUCACUACCAGAUCAGAUAUUGGUCCUGCUCGUGCUUCUGCUCCUGAUUUUCCGGAUAAGUCCACCGGUGUUGGAAGAGGAAGAGAGAAAGAUUUGUCGACGGAGGAGGAGGAAGAUGAUCGAUAUGAUGAGAAUCAGGAAUUUGAUGAGUUUGAGGGUAAUGAUGUUGGUUUAUUUGCUUCUGGUGAAUAUGAUGAAGAUGAUAGAGAAGCUGAUGCUGUUUGGGAAGGGAUUGAUAAGAUAAUGGAUUCGAGAAGGAAAGAUCGUAAAGAGGCUAGGGUGAAACAAGAGAUUGAGAAUUAUAGAGCUUGUAACCCUAAAAUUACUGAACAAUUUGCUGAUUUGAAACGAAAAUUGUGUAAUUUAUCUAAUGAUGAUUGGAAUAGUUUAGAGAAGUUUGAGAGUGGUGGUUAUUCGUCGAAGAAUAAGAAGAAAAAGUUUGAGAGUUUUGUUCCUGUUCCUGAUACUCUUCUUGAGAGAGCAAGGCAAGAACAAGAGCAUGUUACGGUGUUGGAUCCUACGAGUAGAGAUGGAACUGUUACUGAUUUAACUGCUGUUGGUGAGGGUAGAGGUACUGUUUUGUCUUUGGAAUUGGAUAGGUUGUCUGAUUCUGUUUCCGGGAUGACUAAUAUCGAUCCAAAGGGGUAUCUUACUGUUCUUAAUAGUAUGAAGAUUACUAGUGAUGCUGAGGUUUCUGAUUUUAAGAAGGCCAGGUUGUUGCUCAAGAGUAUUACUCAAACAAAUCCGAAACAUCCGCCUGGUUGGAUUGGUGCUGCGAGGUUGGAGGAGCUGGCGGGCAAUCUUAAGGCGGCUAGGCAAUUUAUACAUAAAGGGUGUGAAGAAUGUCCUAAGAAUGAAGAUGUGUGGUUGGAGGCUUGUAGGUUGGCGAAUCCUAAUGAAGCGAAGGGUGUGAUAGCUCGGGGUGUUAAGUCGAUUCCCACUUCUGUUAAGUUAUGGAUGCAGGCUUCGAAAUUGGAAAACAAUGAUAUGAAUAGAAGUAAGGUGUUGAGGAAAGGACUGGAGCACAUUCCUGAUUCGGUUAGGCUGUGGAAGGCUGUUGUGGAGCUUGCAAAUGAAGAAGACGCCAGACUUUUACUUCAGAGAGCUGUUGAAUGUUGUCCCUUGCACGUGGAAUUGUGGCUUGCGCUUGCUAGGUUGGAAACUUAUGACAAUGCUAAAAAGGUUCUCAAUAGGGCAAGAGAGAGGCUGUCCAAGGAGCCAGCUAUAUGGAUAACGGCCGCAAAGUUGGAAGAAGCUAGUGGGAACACAUCGAUGAUUGGUAAGAUUAUUGAGAGGGGUAUAAGGGCUUUGCAGAGAGAAGGUGUAGUGAUUGAUAGAGAAGCUUGGAUGAAGGAAGCAGAGGCUGCAGAACAGGCUGGUUCGAUUGCAACUUGUCAAGCAAUAAUCCACAAUACAAUUGGAAUUGCAGUCGAAGAAGAAGAUAGGAAAAGAACAUGGGUAGCUGAUGCCGAGGAAUGCAAGAAAAGAGGUUCUAUUGAGACUGCCAGAGCUAUAUAUGCUCAUGCCUUGACUGUCUUCUUAACUAAGAAGAGCAUAUGGCUCAAAGCAGCACAGCUUGAGAGAAGUCAUGGUAGCAGGGAAUCUCUUGAUGCAUUACUUCGUAAGGCAGUUACCUACAGACCUCAGGCUGAAGUUCUUUGGCUUAUGGGUGCCAAGGAGAAGUGGCUUGCUGGAGACGUGCCUGCAGCUCGUGCUAUUCUCCAAGAAGCGUACGCUGCCAUUCCCAAUUCGGAGGAAAUAUGGCUUGCGGCUUUUAAACUAGAAUUUGAAAAUCAUGAGUCCGAAAGAGCUAGAAUGUUGUUGGCUAAAGCCAGAGAGAGAGGAGGUACAGCGAGAGUCUGGAUGAAAUCAGCUAUUGUAGAGAGAGAACUCGGAAAUAUUGAAGAGGAAAGGAAACUGUUAAAUGAAGGAUUGAAGCAAUUUCCUUCAUUUUAUAAAUUGUGGUUGAUGCUUGGCCAGCUUGAGGAACGGCUUGCUGAGGCUGCAAAGCAGCAGGAUCAGCCCAAGAAGUGGCAUGCUCUGAAGAUGGAAGCUAAGAAGGUCUAUGAUUCAGGACUGAAAAGCUGUCCAAACUCUGUACCGCUUUGGCUUUCUCUUGCUAGUCUUGAAAAGGAGAUGAGUGGGCUGAGUAAAGCUCGUGCAGUUUUUUCAAGAGCUCAAAAGAAGAAUCCUCAAAAUCCUGAACUCUUGCUAGCAGCUAUUAGAGCGGAAUUAAAGCAUGGAUGUAAGAAUGUAGCUGAUAGGUUAAUGUCAACAGCAUUGCAACAGUGUCCUAAGAGUGGCAUUCUCUGGGCAGCUUCAAUUGAGCUUGCUCCUCGUCCCGAGCGUAAAGGAAAGAGUAAGGAUGCUCUAAACAUAUGUGGCCAUGAUCCCCAUGUUAUAGCUGCUGUGGCCAAAUUAUUCUGGAUUGAUAGGAAGGUGGACAAAGCCAGGAGUUGGCUGAAUAGGGCUGUGACACUUGCUCCUGACAUUGGUGAUUUUUGGGCUUUGUGCUACAAAUUUGAAUUAUGGCAUGGAACUGAGGAGAACCAGAACAAUGUACUGAAGAGAUGUGUUGUUGCUGAACCAAAACACGGGGAGAAAUGGCAAGCGGUCUCAAAGGCUGUAGAGAACUCUCACCAAUCAACAGAAUCCAUCUUGAAGAAAGUGGUGAUUGCACAGGAGAAGGCAGCUGAGGAUGGUAAACAUUGAUUUACCUGAAUUGGAACUUCUUUGUGUCAAAAAGAGGAUUGUAGCA
This is a messenger RNA of Trifolium pratense (red clover), 2961 nucleotides long. RefSeq names its product protein STABILIZED1-like. The record is from RefSeq and is a predicted model, not a curated record. Gene Ontology annotation, cellular component: U4/U6 x U5 tri-snRNP complex; catalytic step 2 spliceosome. The transcript has a single exon. Gene Ontology annotation, molecular function: protein binding. Bases 78 to 2915 code for a protein of 945 amino acids. Lineage: Eukaryota; Viridiplantae; Streptophyta; Magnoliopsida; Fabales; Fabaceae. Gene Ontology annotation, biological process: positive regulation of primary miRNA processing; positive regulation of miRNA metabolic process; mRNA splicing, via spliceosome.